Molecule: messenger RNA, 2459 nt
Organism: Prinia subflava (tawny-flanked prinia)
Lineage: Eukaryota; Metazoa; Chordata; Aves; Passeriformes; Cisticolidae
Gene: DNAJC28
Product: DnaJ heat shock protein family (Hsp40) member C28
Exons: 2
Coding region: 1166-2263 (365 amino acids)
Source: RefSeq, a predicted model, not a curated record
CGGGGCCCUGCGGGGCCCUGCGGGGCAGGGAGGGCGGCAGCGGGGCCGGCUCCUGGGGGCCCAGUCCGUGCCCCUUUCCCAAAUCCCACCGGGGAUCUCUCAGUUCACACUGCCAGGGAGUAACCCCUUCCUUUCCCAGCUGGUCCCCUCGGGGCGUGGGGGAUCUACAUAAGGCUCUUUAAGAACAGGUUUAUUGAAAUCGGGGCAGCCGAGUUAUGAGAAAGUCACUUUCGGAGCAAUAAUUGAAUUUAAAAAGUGUAUUUAUUGAUCAUGCUGUUUAAGUAGUUGUAGCAGUGCACAGGUGGUAGUUACGCGGUGUUUUAUGGCCGUGUGAAAGUCAGUUGUUAUCUUUGCCAGCCAGCCAGACGGAAUUAAAUCACUGGAUCAUAAAUACAAGGUGUCAAUGAGCUCCAUUACCACAAGCUGAUGACUUAAUACCUUACAUGGAUCAAAGCCAACUGAAAACAUUGAGGAUUGAUCCAGUCCCAAGUACUUGUCCUUUUCUUUCUUUGGAUUAGGGUACAGGGGCAGUUUGGUUUGUGCAGAAGACGGGAACACUGUGUAUUCUUUAAUUAACCUUGAGGAGUUGAUUUGAUCCAUUUUUUUGUUUGAAAAUGGAGUGAGCAAAGGAGAUGUUGCCCUCUCUGUGUCUUUAGCUCCAUUGAUCCAGCAUUCCCCUAAGGAUUUCCAUGAAUAAAGAGGAGUUGGCUGAUGUAUAACUGGUGUGUCCAGUCAGUGUUAUAUUCUUCCACUUUGAUUUUACAUAAGGACUGACUUUGUCAUCUGCAGAGGUACUGCCCUGGCUGUGUCCCCGCAUAACCCAGAUUCACUGGAAUUGCUGACAGAUAACCCAGAUUCACUGAAAUUGCUGACAGAGGGACAUACUGACUGCUAUCGAUCUCUUCUGAGUUCCAGAUUUACGCCCCUGUCUGGCACCAGCGAAAGAGUUUGGCCACUGCUGGGAUACAAAGGCUGAGCUAAGUGAAUCUAUAACCUGAGUGCUGAUCCAGAUGUUGCUGUGAGAUACUAAAAAUAUGCUGCGAUGACCUCCUCUGCAAACAUACCAGGUCAUAGAUCUUGAGGCAUUGAUCCAAUCGAGCUGUUGCUGAAUAUAGGUUCUCUAUAAUGUAGCUGCACCUGAAGAAAUCUCCAGUGGCUUUGUGUCAUGCUGACCAACAAUAUGGGACAUUGUUUUGUGGGACGGGGAGCCAUGAUUCCAAGGAAGCUGAAGCCCUUUCUCUGCAGGAUGUUGUCGGGUUACAGACCCAAAAACAACGUCCAGGACUCUUACAAGAUUCUGGAUCUCGAGGAAGGCUGUUCCCUCGACGACGUCAGAAACUCCUAUCACAACCUUGCCAAAAAAUACCACCCGGACAGCAGCUCCGGCGCGGCCGAUUCCAAGGCCUUCAUAAGGGUGGAGGAGGCCUACAGGGUUGUGCUCAGCGACCUGGCGGCCAAACAGAAAUCAGACCCCGGCGAGGAGGAGGAGGACCAGUUCAAAUCCAAGUCCCUGCAGCACAGACACUACCUGAGCUUCGAGGGCGUGGGCAUCGGCACGCCGAGCCAGCGGGAGAAGCAGUACAUGCAGUUCCGCGUGGACCGCGCCACCGAGCAGGUGCUGGAGUACCGGCAGCAGAGGCUGGAGAGCCGCUGCGCCGGCAGCGACCUCAGCAGGGCCAUGGACGUGCGGCAGAGCAAGAAGGUGAAGAUAACCCAGGCGGUGGAACGGCUGGUGGAGGACCUCAUCCAGGAAUCCAUGGCCAAAGGAGACUUCGACAACCUCAGCGGCAAAGGGAAGCCCUUGCAGAAGUUCUCGGACAGUCCCCACAUCGACCCCAUGACCCACAACCUGAACAGGAUCCUCAUCGACAACGGGUACCAGCCCGAGUGGAUCCUGCUGCAGAAGGAGAUCCGGGAGACCAUCGGGCGGCUGAGGAAGAGCAUCGUGGCCGCCAGGAGGAAGCUCGGGGAGCCGAUGACGCCGUCGGAGCAGAAGCAGUGGGGUCGGAUUUGUGAGCAGUUCGCAGAAGACAUCAGGAAGUUGAACAAGAGAGUUGACAACUUCAACCUGGUGGUGCCCAUUCUGAGCAGGCAGAUGGUGCAUUUCAGCACGGACAAGGAGAUCGUGCGAGCACGAAAGAAUUACGAGGCUGUCGUGGAAAAGGUUUCUGGUUCAGACACGAAGGGAGACGAGGGGGAGGAGGGAAAAAGGUUUGGGUGGAAGUCUUCUCUCUUGAAGUGGUUAAAACUUGCGCCAAAAUAAUUUCAUACUAAUUCCUCUUGUCAAGGUUUUGAAUGCACUUUAUUAAUGAAAUAUAGCACUAGAGAAAUGUCAGGUUCACUGAAAAUGUCAAAUCCACACUGUAACUUUACUUGAAGGAAAUUUGAUUGUGUGAUGAGCAUUUGCAUUACAAAUAAUUGAGUUAUUUUUAAAUAUUAUUAAAUGAAAUGUGCCAGUU